AUGGCGUCUCCAUUCACAGACGCAGUGGUGAAGUCUAUGAGGACGCUGUAUCCCGAAGCUCUGGCAGACAAGUCUUUCGAUAAUACAGGCCUACUUUUGGAGGCUCCAUUUCUCCCACAACGGCGGAAUCGGAAUUCAGUCCUGCUCACGAUUGACCUUACCAAGGCGGUCGCAGAAGAAGCAAUCGAGAACAAGCACUCGGUUGUCGUCGCGUAUCAUCCAAUUAUAUUCCGUGGCCUCAAGUCGAUCACUCUCGAAGACUCACAGCAGAAGUCACUGCUAAGGCUUGCCGCCCAUGGAGUCUCUGUCUACAGUCCUCACACCGCAGUCGACACCGUUCCUGGUGGCAUGGGUGAUUGGUUGUGCGAUGUAGUCACUGGGAAGGUCGACUCCGAGGAAGCCGAGAAUGAGACAGAAGCUACCUCGCCAGCGUCAGAUACCGAUCGCUCGACCUCUGGCUCUGAGAUGUAUGGAUCUCCUAGAGGCGGCAAUGAUGCCACCGAUUCAGCAAGCAACAGGCCAAAGACCCCAAGUUCCCAGACCAAACGGCCCAGACUCAGUCAUCGAACGUACUCAAAACCGACAUACCCGAAGCCGACCCCAACGUUCCACUCCGCCGUCCUUCCUCACACGCGGCAGGUUGUCACGCCUUCACCAUCGUCUGCCCUCGAAGCUGCCAACACGCUGCUUUCAUCUUCUUCGACGCCACAGGGUUACACCGCGACCAAUACUGGCGCUGGUCGAUUAAUCUCCUUUACCACUCCACAGCCGUUGACUUUGCUGAUCACUCGCAUCGCACAUGCUAUUGGUCUACCUAAGGGCUUCCCGGUGGCCAUUCCGCAACUACCGACUCCCAAGUUCAAGUCUGUUGACGACAUCCAUAUAACGACUGUCGGAGUCUGCCCGGGUAGCGGCGCUUCCGUACUGCGGGCAUGCUCGCCGCCUCCAGACCUGAUCUUCACAGGCGAGAUGUCGCACCACGAGGCUCUUGCGGUCACUGAACGAGGAGGGUGCGUCAUCACCUUGUUCCAUAGCAACUCAGAAAGAGGCUAUCUCUGGAGCACGAUGCGGAAUAAGCUGGAAGAUGAGGUGAAAAAGGUGUGGGAGCGGACAAGGGCAGAGAUGAAGCGAGCUGGUGGCGGGGAAGAUGGUUUUGAAGAUGGGGUGGAGGAGAUUCUGGAGGAUGAGAGUGUGGAGGUAGUCGUGAGCGAAAGAGAUCGAGACUGCUUUGGCAUAGUAGUGCUGGAAGAAAGUGAGGUCCAGGGCUUGACUUUGAGAGGCGAAGGCGAUGUGGUCGAUGAUGAGGAAUCGGACUGA
Molecule: messenger RNA, 1317 nt
Organism: Cyphellophora attinorum
Lineage: Eukaryota; Fungi; Ascomycota; Eurotiomycetes; Chaetothyriales; Cyphellophoraceae
Exons: 1
Coding region: 1-1317 (438 amino acids)
Cellular component (GO): cytoplasm; mitochondrion
Source: RefSeq, a predicted model, not a curated record